AUGGACUCGGUCCGAUCUGGCGCGUUUGGCUCCCUGUUCCGCCCCGACAACUUUGUGUUUGGACAGUCCGGUGCCGGUAACAAGUACUGGGCCAAGGGACAUUACACUGAGGGUGCCGAAUUAGUCGACUCAGUGCUAGACGUCGUCCGCAAGGAAGCCGAGGGAUGCGACUGCCUCCAAGGUUUUCAGAUCACCCACUCCCUUGGUGGUGGAACCGGUGCUAGAAUGGGAACCUUGCUGAUCUCCAAAAUCCGAGAAGAAUUCCCCGACCGUAUGAUGGCCACCUUCUCCGUCGUCCCCUCGCCCAAGGUCUCUGAUACCGUCGUUGAGCCCUACAACGCAACCUUGUUGGUCCACCAACUGGUCGAAAACUCUGACGAGACCUUCUGUAUCGACAACAAGGCCCUCUACGACAUCUGUUUCCGCACCCUGAAGUUGGCCACACCCACCUACGGUGACCUCAACCACUUGGUCUCGAUCGUCAUGAGUGGUAUCACCACCUGUCUCCGAUUCCCCGGUCAGCUGAACUCCGACUUGCGUAAACUGGCCGUCAACAUGGUCCCCUUCCCCCAAUUGCAUUUCUUCAUGGUCGGAUUUGCUCCACUUACCGCCCGUGGGAGCCAGCAGUACCGUGCCAUCACCGUGCCUGAGUUGACCUUGCAAAUGUUCGAUGCCAAGAACAUGAUGGCUGCCUCAGACCCGAGACACGGCCGAUACUUGACCGUCGCCGCCUACUUCCGUGUUCCAAACAACGUCCAAACCGCUCAUUGUGACAUCGCACCUCGUGCACACAAGAUGCCUGUGACAUUUAUUGGUAACUUGACUGCCAUCCAAGAUUUGUUCAAGCGGGUGGCCAAUCAAUUCACGGCCAUGUUCAGACGUAAAGCUUUCCUGCAUUGGUACACUGGAGAAGGGUACGUCUAG
This is a messenger RNA of Puccinia triticina, 924 nucleotides long. RefSeq lists its product as uncharacterized. Lineage: Eukaryota; Fungi; Basidiomycota; Pucciniomycetes; Pucciniales; Pucciniaceae. Gene Ontology annotation, biological process: microtubule cytoskeleton organization; mitotic cell cycle. The transcript is spliced from 2 exons. The record is from RefSeq and is a predicted model, not a curated record. Gene Ontology annotation, cellular component: microtubule; cytoplasm. Gene Ontology annotation, molecular function: structural constituent of cytoskeleton; GTP binding; GTPase activity. The coding region runs from base 1 to 924 and encodes 307 amino acids.